AUGCCACUCAUUGAUGCUCAGUCUCUGGAUCCGCCAGCGUCAACAACCACGGCACCUAGCUCGGAUUCCUCACCAGGAAACGACGAUUCGUCACCAUCCACCACAACACCAUCGCCGUCGCUUCCGCCGGAGUCCUCGUCGUCACCACCAGCCGCGAUAAACUCCGACCACGCGAGAUCCGAGUCUACCUCUGAGCGUGAGAGCUCUCCGUCACCGUCACCGAUUUCUUCGUCUUCCCCGCCCAACUCUCCGUCUCCGAGUCCAAAUAACUCAGCAGCCUCUCAGGCCCAACAAAGCCCAGAAGCGAACAAUCCACAACUCCAGCCCAACACACGCCAUCAAAUGACAACAAGACUCAAAAAUAACAUCACAAAGCCCAAUCGGAGAUAUGGGUUUGUCACGACAAUUCCGCCGUUCACGCAGGUCGAACCCCGAACUCUGAAUCAGGCACUCCGAACACAACACUGGCGUAAUUCAAUGUCGACGAAAAUCGAUGCUCAGAUCGCACAUCGGACGUGGGAUCUCGUCCCUCGGACACCAGGCCAGAACGUCAUUGAAACGAAAUGGAUCUAUCGCAUCAAACAGCUGGUUGACGGAUCGUUAGAUAAAUACAAAUCCAGGCUCGUUGCUCGGGGCUUCAAUCAAAAGCAAGGAAUUGAUUUUGGUGAAACUUACAGUCCCGUAAUUAAAGCCACAUCCACACGAGCCAUUCUUAAAGUCGCUGUAAGUAAAGAUUGGUGUCUCCGACAACUCGAUGUCAAUAACGCUUUCUUACAGGGAACUCUUGAUGAAGAUGUUUAUGUAACUCAACCGCCUGGGUUCAUUGAUCCGGAUCGGCCAGAUCAUGUCUGCAAACUUCGCAAAGCUCUUUAUGGAUUAAAACAAGCUCCUCGAGCUUGGUAUAUGGAGUUGAAACGCUACUUGCUUCAAGCUGGAUUCAAGAAUUCUAUGGCUGAUACAUCACUGUUUAUUAUGAACCAGAAGGGUCUUCUCAUCUACGUGCUGGUGUAUGUCGAUGACAUUAUUGUCACUGGAAACAACAAGUCCGCAGUUGAAGCAGUUAUCACAAAUUUGGCAAACCGUUUCUCUUUCAAGGAUAUGGGUGCUCUCUCGUACUUCCUCGGCAUUGAAGUGAUUCGCACCUCCAAAGGACUCCACCUAAAUCAGCGCAAAUACAUUCUUGACCUCUUGGCAAAGAUGAACAUGGCGGAUGCAAAACCAGUCCAAACACCAAUGGCUACAUCGCCUAAGCUCACGCUAACAGGUGAUCCUCAUUCCAAUCCUACUGAGUAUCGCACUCUCAUUGGUAGUCUGCAGUAUCUCUCUUUCACUCGUCUUGAUGUUGCAUAUGUGGUCUAUAAACUGUCUCAAUAUAUGCAAUUCCCCACCACUGAUCACUGGCAAGCGGCAAAAAGGGUAUUAAGGUACUUAGCGGGAACUGCAACUCACGGGUUAUUCAUCAGCAAAUCCAACAAUUUGAAUGUUCACGGGUUCACAGACGCGGAUUGGGGAGGUGAUAAAGACAAUUACGUCUCCACUAACGCUUACAUUGUCUAUCUUGGAGAUCAACCAAUAUCUUGGCAAUCAAGGAAACAAAAAGGCGUUGCAAGGUCAUCCACGGAGGCAGAGUACCGAGCAGUUGCCAAUACCGCAGCAGAGAUACAAUGGGUAUGUUCACUCCUAUCUGAACUUGGCAUCGCUCCUACAGCCACACCUGCUAUUUACUGUGAUAACAUCGGUGCAACAUAUCUAUGUGCAAAUCCUGUUUUUCACUCAAGAAUGAAGCACAUAGCGUUGGACUAUCACUUCGUCCGAGAACUGGUCUAG
Messenger RNA from Microthlaspi erraticum, 1827 nucleotides. The record is from the annotation of a GenBank genome assembly. NCBI's taxonomy places the organism in Eukaryota, Viridiplantae, Streptophyta, Magnoliopsida, Brassicales, Brassicaceae.